CGUAAGCAAAGCUGGGGGGCUGGGGCUCCUGCAGGGCUAAGGUCCGCCGACUGUGCGGGGAAAGAGGGGCGCGGCACGGAGGCGCCACAGAGAGCUUACAAUGUCUGGAUUUGACAACUUGAAUACAGAAUUCUACCAAACAAGUUACAGCAUUGAUGAUCAAGCACAGUCGUAUGAUUAUGGAGGAGGAACAUACAGCAAACAAUAUGCUGGCUAUGACUAUUCUCAGUCAAGUGGAUAUGUUCCUCCAGAGAUGAUGCAGCAACAACAGCCUUACACUGGUCAAAUAUUCCAGCCAUCACCCGCUUACACUCCAUCCUCACCACAGUCUUUCUAUGGAAGCAGUUUUGAAGAUGAGCCACCCUUAUUAGAAGAACUCGGGAUCAAUUUUGACCAUAUCUGGCAGAAGACCCUCACAGUACUGCACCCUUUGAAAGUAGCAGAUGGCAGCAUCAUGAAUGAAACCGACUUGGCAGGGCCAAUGGUAUUUUGCUUAGCCUUUGGUUCCACCUUAUUGCUGGCUGGCAAAAUUCAGUUUGGCUACGUGUAUGGGAUUAGUGCAAUUGGGUGCUUAGGAAUGUUUUGUCUCCUGAAUUUAAUGAGCAUGACGGGUGUUUCAUUUGGCUGUGUUGCCAGUGUCCUAGGAUACUGCCUCCUUCCUAUGAUAAUUCUCUCCAGCUUCGCAGUGGUAUUUUCUUUACAGGGCUUGAUGGGAAUAGUUCUGGCUGCUGGAAUUAUUGGCUGGUGUAGUUUUUCAGCUUCCAAAAUCUUCAUUUCCGCCUUGGCAAUGGAAGGACAGCAACUAUUAGUAGCCUAUCCAUGUGCUUUAUUAUAUGGAGUCUUUGCCCUCAUUUCUGUGUUUUGAGCUUGGUAUCUUUAUUACUGGACUGAAGUGGGCCAAACAGAAAAGCCUCCACUUGGGACCCUUAGCUUGGGACCAGAAAGCAGAUGUUGGAUCGCUAUCAUGAAAGGUUAUUGCUUGAAUGGUCUGAUGGAGCCACAGAAAUGAACAUGUUGUUUGUGUUCCUUUUUUUAGGAUUCUUGAAUGCAGUUAUGAAUUGACCUGUAACAUCUAUAGCUGUAAUACAGGUUCAUGCUUAUACUGUCUAAAAUGUAAAGUUUUUCCUCCAGUCGUCUGGUCUCUGUCAAAGUAUUCUUGUUAUGGAAACUUUUGUAGUUUGUAAGUUUUUAUAGAUAAGAAAUGAAACUCUAAAUGUUGCUUUUGUUUCUGCCACGUUGCCAUAUAACAACAGUCCUAAACAAAAGACACAUUUCUUUCUUUUUCUGAGUUUAGUAGACUGAAAACUUAUCUCAAUCCCACUUUCAAGAUAAAGUGAAGCAGAAUGGUCCCAGCUACGCCUUUCCAAAGUUUACCUAAUUAAAUUACUGUUUACACUGAAUGGUCCAAAAGGCUUUCCAGGCUCAAAGUUUGCCUGUAUUUAAAUAUUUCAGUUUGUAUGUAUUUUGUAAAUAGUUUUACCAUCUUGUAUAAAGCUGAGGAAAUCUUGUUCUGAUGCUGCAAAUCAAGAAGUAGAAUUCAAUAGUUCAUCAGAAACACCCUGUCCGACAAAUAACAAAUUUGUCAAUAUUGUAGUCUAAAAGAGGUUACCCAUAUUAAAUUUCUGAAACUGU
Molecule: messenger RNA, 1632 nt
Organism: Eublepharis macularius
Lineage: Eukaryota; Metazoa; Chordata; Lepidosauria; Squamata; Eublepharidae
Gene: YIPF5
Product: Yip1 domain family member 5
Exons: 6
Coding region: 101-865 (254 amino acids)
Biological process (GO): endoplasmic reticulum to Golgi vesicle-mediated transport; vesicle fusion with Golgi apparatus; regulation of ER to Golgi vesicle-mediated transport
Cellular component (GO): membrane; trans-Golgi network
Source: RefSeq, a predicted model, not a curated record